Molecule: messenger RNA, 1400 nt
Organism: Acaulospora colombiana
Lineage: Eukaryota; Fungi; Glomeromycota; Glomeromycetes; Diversisporales; Acaulosporaceae
Source: the annotation of a GenBank genome assembly
CUGGACAGGGAGCUUCAAAGGCGAGGUGUCUUCAGCGAAAGGCAAAGCAUCUGGGAUGAUGGGGAAAAUGUUUGGAUUUAUGAAGCGUCGCAGCUCCUCGAAAUCUUCAGGUUCUUCGGAUUCGGACAAGAACGAGGAAUCCAAGAAAUCCAGCUCCAAAUACUCUAAAGUAAAAGCAUCGGCGGAAAUGCCCAAACAGGAUGCACCUCCGAAAGCCUCUUCCGCCGCAGUUGCCUCCCCAUCGCCUGAAACGAGUCAAGGCAGUUCAACAUCUGUCACCAAAGAAGUAAAAGUGCCUCCACCUACCGUCCAGGUUCAAGCUCCGACCGACUCAGGGGACAAGGCCACCACGGCCGUGACUCCCGGGAAACCGUCAACGACUGAGGGUCUCUCGACUUCUCAGAAGAUUCUAAUGGCACCCGAACUACUAUCUCUCCUGGUCUAUACCUCUGGAGUGACCUUCCGUGGUCUUGGAAGAGAUCAAGGAUACACCUCUUCCCAGAUGUUCUCGCUCUCAGAGAACAAGGCAAAAUCUCUUAUUCACAAUCCUCGACAAUCCAAUACAAAGGACUCCCUGAGGUCGAGUGCUCGAGACAGUGCACUCUUGGUAGAGCACACUCGUAGUCAUCUUGUUAGGGUCUAUCCCAAGGGCACUAGGGUGGACAGUAGCAACUACGAGCCAAACGUCUUCUGGGCAAUGGGUUGUCAAUUGGUGACAUUGAACUGGCAAACAGUUGCAGGUUUUGUACUUAAACCGGCGGCUCUAUUGGAUCCAGAGUAUCCAUUCAAUUUGCACAAGUACAAACCAACAAAACACGUCCUCCGUGUUCGUGUUAUCUCCGCACAGCAGCUCCCCCGACCAAAGGACGGUCAAGGACACGAGGUGGUGGAUAAAGAUACAGUUGAUCCCUAUGUCAAAGUUGCCAUCCAUAUUCCAAUUUGGGCUAAUGGGCAAAGCAUUGAAAGCAUCGCCCCUGUUCCCGUCGCACCUGUCGUCACCACCGACCACAAAGUAGGAACCAAAGAAGAAGGCAAGGCGAUCAAUCUGGAUCCCAACAGUAGCGAGGCAAAACCUGGAGAAGUUGGAAAGUCCGAAACAACGCAGGAAGCUAUCUUGGUUGAGUCUGGCGCUGCAGGCGACGAACAAGCUGGUGCCGCCGUCGGAGAGCGCGAAGUCAAAGUUAAAACGAGGACCAUUAGGAAUAACGGAUUCAACCCUGUGUGGGAUGAACAAGUAGAACUUCCUUUCGACGUGUUUGGGGGUGAAAGCAUGAAAGACUUGAUUUUUGUGCGAUUUUUGGUGAAGGAUAGUAACAUGGAUGAAGAUGACUUCGUCGUGAUGAGACCCUCUCAGGAUAUCGUCACCUUCCUCUAUACGAUGAGCAAACAAACCAAAUUCU